Molecule: messenger RNA, 1523 nt
Organism: Loxodonta africana (African savanna elephant)
Lineage: Eukaryota; Metazoa; Chordata; Mammalia; Proboscidea; Elephantidae
Gene: TNFAIP6
Product: TNF alpha induced protein 6
Exons: 7
Coding region: 86-1015 (309 amino acids)
Biological process (GO): cell adhesion; negative regulation of inflammatory response
Molecular function (GO): hyaluronic acid binding
Source: RefSeq, a predicted model, not a curated record
AUGUUGCAGUCACAUUCCAGCCGCUGCUCUGAGACUUUAUCCUGUGCAGCCCCCGACAGGCUGUUACUGCUCUACAACCAACGAUAUGGUCAUCUUCAUUUGCUUAUUUGUCUUACUGUGGGAAGAGGCUCAUGGAUGGGGAUACAAGAACGGAAUUUUUCACAACUCCAUUUGGCUUGAACAAGCAGCAGGCGUGUACCACAGAGAAGCACGGUCUGGCAAGUACAAGCUUACCUACGCAGAAGCUAAGGCAGUGUGUGAAUAUGAAGGUGGGCACCUUGCCACCUACAAGCAGCUAGAGGCAGCCAGAAAAAUUGGAUUCCAUGUGUGUGCUGCCGGCUGGAUGGCCAAGGGCAGAGUUGGCUAUCCCAUUGUGAAGCCAGGGCUCAACUGUGGAUUUGGAAAAACUGGCAUUAUUGAUUAUGGAAUCCGUCUCAAUAGGAGCGAAAGAUGGGAUGCCUAUUGCUACAAUCCUCAUGCAAAAGAGUGUGGGGGUGUCUUUACAGAUCCGAAGGCAAUUUUUAAAUCUCCAGGCUUCCCAAACGAGUACGGUGAUAACCAGAUCUGCUACUGGCACAUUAGACUCAAAUAUGGUCAGCGGAUUCACCUGAGUUUUUUGGACUUUGACCUUGAAGAUGACCCAGCUUGUUUGGCUGACUAUGUUGAAGUAUAUGACAGUUACGAUGAUGUUCACGGCUUUGUGGGAAGAUUCUGUGGAGAUGAGCUUCCAGAAGACAUCAUUAGUACAGGUGGGAGGGGCAGAAAGAAAAUGAAUGCCUCCUGCCCUGUUCCAUGUGAUGAUGAAAUUGCAACUUCGUUGAUUGAGAAUCCAGCUCUGAAUUCGGGAAAUGUCAUGACAUUGAAGUUUCUAAGUGAUGCUUCAGUGACAGCAGGAGGCUUCCAAAUCAAAUAUGUUGCAGUGGAUCCUGUACCCAAAUCCAGUCCUGGAAAAAAUACAACUACUACUUCCACUGGAAAUAAAAACUUUCUAGCCGGAAGAUUUAGCCAUUUGUAAAACAGAAGAACAUUCAGAAUACACAGUGUUCAUGUUUGCACCUUUUGGAACUCAUUGAAUCUCACUUAGAUAUUAUUGUUAACAUUUAUUUAUUAUUUUCUAAAUGUGAAAGCAAUACCUGAUAAUUUCAGUAAGUACAGAAAAAUUUAAAUGAGAAGUAGUCUCUUAUAACCCCCACUACGUAAAAUAACAACCAUUAAUAUUUUUAUAUGUUUUCUUUUAGUCAUUUUUCUAUUUGUGGUAUAUGUAUAUAUGUAUCUAUACAGAUUCGUAUUUGAAAUUUCAGAAUUUUGCUCUAGGUACAGUUUUACAAUCUAGUUUUUCUCCCGUUGAACUUUACAGCAUUAGUAUUUUUCCAUAUCAUUGAAUAUUCACAAAAACAUAAUUUUGAACAUCUGUAUAAUAUUCCAUUCUACGAUUGUCCCGUACUUUAUUUAAGCCUUUCUAUGUGGUUGGAAUUUUGGUUGUUUUUGUAAAUACUGCUACAAUAAACAUUUUUUAAUAUACA